Lindgomyces ingoldianus is the source of this 1258-nucleotide messenger RNA. Its product is annotated as kinase-like protein. The record is from RefSeq and is a predicted model, not a curated record. Gene Ontology annotation, cellular component: nucleus. The transcript has 4 exons. Gene Ontology annotation, biological process: protein phosphorylation. The coding region runs from base 10 to 1119 and encodes 369 amino acids. NCBI's taxonomy places the organism in Eukaryota, Fungi, Ascomycota, Dothideomycetes, Pleosporales, Lindgomycetaceae. Gene Ontology annotation, molecular function: cyclin-dependent protein serine/threonine kinase activity; ATP binding.
CUUGUUAGUAUGCAUGCUUUUAUAUCUCGUCGUCCUUUAGCUAGCUUGCAACGGCUCACCUUUGCCUCACUCUCGUUUCCUAUCUGCUAUUUUUCUCUCCUACACGCGCCGGCUAUGGAGGUCGGACGAACGCUUUUUGGAUGCAAGGGCCGUUACCUCCUGAGCAAGCGCCUUGAGCACGACAGGCAUGAUUCUACAGUCUUCAAGGCGAAAGUAUUACCAGGAAACAAAGCCAAUAUUGCAUCCGAAUGGGUUCUCAUCAAAACCGCCACGCCUGGCAACGAGGAUACUAGGAAAUCCUUGGAGCGAGAGUACAACACCUACCAAAGCCCUACUAUUGCAUCAUCUCCAUGUAUCCGAGCCUUAUACGACGUCGUGGGAGACCCUAGGGAUCUCACUAGUUGCGGGAGCGCCUGCUUAGUUCUCGAGUGGAUGGACCACACUCUAGCAGAACUACGGCCUGAGAGUGUCCGAAAUAAUUAUACCCUUCUUAAAGCCUUUAUUCGUGCAAGCCUUUCUGCACUUGACGCAUUUAAGCAGGAGGGACUUGCUUACAUAGAUGUCAAGUCUGCAAACGUCCUACUCUCCAACAUUGACACAGGUAACCCAAUUGUUAAAAUAGCAGAUUUAGGGCUCGCGUGUCCGGAAGGUAGUCUCAAGUUUGCUCAACCGUAUGCUACACGUGCCCCGGAAAUUUACCGAGGCUUCGCCUGCACUCAUCGCGCCGAUGUCUGGGCACUCGCCGUGACCGUGGUUGAACUGUUUAAUUCCGACCUUUUCGGCUUCUCCGAUAUGGACUGCAAUGUCCCGGUUGAGGGUUGGUGUAUCGCAAAGCUUAUGCUGCUCUUUGGGGGCGAUCUCGGUUCGCUUGCGGACAACGAUGCCAUUAAGAAGGAUUUCAAACUGGGCAGACUUCUUGCCGAGUGGGUUGAUAAGGGCGAGCAGGUUGUGAAAGUGUCAUCAUUUGAGGAGGAGAUGCAGAGUAUGGACAUGCCGGAGGCAUUAAAGGGUUUUAUGAAAUAUCUGUUCGUCGUUGAUCCAGACAAAAGGCCUUCAGCUGCACAGGCGCUAGCAUCAAAAGAGCUUCGCGCUUUUGAAGCAGAAGGUCUAGAGGCAUAGCAUAGUCCUUUGGAACUAACAAGUAGACACUUGCUUGGCUGGAGAAUAGUUUGUAUUGCUGCCGAGGACAAGUAUUGCUAGCAGUCUAUGGGGGCUAAAAACCACUAGCCGCCUAUGGGGGCUAAAAACCACUAGCCGC